This is a messenger RNA of Hemicordylus capensis (graceful crag lizard), 4302 nucleotides long. It is a transcript of the gene BAG6, whose product is annotated as BAG cochaperone 6. NCBI's taxonomy places the organism in Eukaryota, Metazoa, Chordata, Lepidosauria, Squamata, Cordylidae. Gene Ontology annotation, molecular function: polyubiquitin modification-dependent protein binding; misfolded protein binding. The coding region runs from base 510 to 4079 and encodes 1189 amino acids. Gene Ontology annotation, cellular component: BAT3 complex. The transcript is spliced from 26 exons. The record is from RefSeq and is a predicted model, not a curated record.
UAAAAUUCUAGUCUCUUUUUGCGCUCCGAACGAAGGCUAAAUUACUAAGAUAUUUUUUUGUGGCUCCAGAUGCUGUCCUCAGUAAAAAUGACUUUCAGUCGCAUAAAGAGAACAAAUAUUAACUAAGGAAGCCAACGGCUUUGUUGCUAGAAAAUAGCAGGAACUCUUUUAGACAACUAUAAAAGGGAAAGGAAAGAUAGAAGAAUAAUAAGCAGUACUGAGGGGGUCCUAGCGGGCUACUCGCGCAUGCGUAGAAGUGGGUAGCAAGGGACCGCGGCGACGCAGAAGGCAGGAGACGCUCCAGGCGCGAAGCCGGUGGCGGUUUCGCCCUCAACGGCCGCUUCAGAGUUUGUGGACUUUGAGUAGGGGGACGUUUUGUGAGGAAGAAAAAGAAGCGCAACAAUCCAGUAAUCAAGGGACCCCCGUUUGCUUGCUGUAGUCGAGGGAAGCGGAAGUGCCGCCAUCUUGAGACAAAGCAAGAGGCCUGAGGGAGCAUUUGACGAGGCACCAUGGCAGAACUGGAGAACCUUGAGGUGAUGGUGAAAACCUUGGACUCUCAGACCAGGACAUUCACAGUGGAGGAAGAGAUCACAGUGAAGGAGUUCAAAGAGCACAUUGCGGGUUCAGUCAACAUCCCCUCUGAAAAGCAACGUCUCAUCUAUCAAGGCAGAGUCCUGCAAGAUGAAAAGAAGCUGAAAGAAUAUAAUGUUGGAGGCAAAGUCAUCCACUUGGUGGAACGUGCCCCUCCCCAGACACAGUCACCUUCUUUGGGGGGUCCCUCUGGAGCUGGCUCAUCGUCUGUCUCUCACAACGGCGCAGGCCCCCGAGGGACGGGCCCUACCGUGCACGACCGCAAUGCCAACAGCUAUGUUAUGGUGGGAACCUUCAACUUACCAGUAAGCAUUAUGGACCCGCAGCCACCCACACAAAGCGAUGGAUCGUCUGUGGACGUUCAUAUAAAUAUGGACCAGGCUCCCAUACAGAGUGAACCUCGUGUCCGCCUCGUCAUGGCCCAGCAUAUGCUACGAGACAUUCAGGGCAUCCUGAACCGGCUAGAGGGACGUGCCAACGGCCAAGCUGCCCCGGGGCCUGAGGAGGCACCUUCUGCCAGCCCUAUGGAGCGGGAGCUGAUGGAUGGGGCUGAAUCCGAACCUCCCAGUGAGCCCACGCCAGCGGAGGAGACGCCCCCAUCAGGGACAGAGCCGCCCCCUGUGCCUGAGGCUGCUGCACCCAACCAUCCAUCACCAGGCGAGUAUGUGGAGGUGCUGGGAGAGCUCCGUGGAGUGGAGAGCAGGCUUCAGCCCUACCUGCAGAGAUACGAGGAGAUCCUGGGGACCGCAGGCACUGCUGACUACAACAACAACACAGAGGGCCGUGAGGAGGACCAACGAAUUAUCAACCUGGUGGGGGAGUCGCUGCGCCUGCUGGGCAACACCUUUGUGGCACUCUCAGACCUGCGCUGCAACCUCUCCUGCAGCGCCCCCCGCCACCUCCAUGUGGUGCGGCCCAUGUCUCACUACACGGCCCCCAUGGUGCUGCAGCAGGCUGCCAUUCCCAUCCAGAUUAAUGUUGGAACCACAGUCACCAUGACUGGCAACGGUGCUCGUCCUUCACAGACCAACGCGGAAGGAUCUGCUGCCACUCCAGCCACUCCUGCUGCCCAGCCUGGCACUUCCGGUCCUGCCGAGCCAGGCCGUCCCUCUGAGGGGCUGCCCCCUUCGUCCGCCCCGGGAGCCACCCCUACUCAGACGCAGGCCUCCCAGACAGGCCACCCCCGUGUGAUACGCAUCUCGCAUCAGACAGUCGAACCAGUGGUCAUGAUGCACAUGAAUAUACAAGAUUCCGGUUCCCAGAUGGGAGGGGGUGGCUCUGGGGGAGCACCAUCGACUGGGUCCGCUGGACCACCAGGGCAUGCCCAAGGAAUGGGUGGCGCUGCUCACAUGCCGCUCCCUAGUCUUCCUCCAGAGUUUAUGCAAGCAGUGGCCCAUCAGAUCACGCAGCAAGCCAUGGCAGCCGCUGCUUCAGCUGCCGCAGGCCAACAAGUUCCAGGCUUCCAGGCAGCUCCAACACGUGUGGUGAUUGCCAGACCCUCCGCUCCUUCUGUGCGGCCCACUCACCCCGGAUCACCGCAGGCCCCAGGGCAAGGGGGCCCUGGCAUGGGUGGGAACGCAUCCUUGGCCCAGAUGAUCAGUGGGUUGGUAGGGCAGCUCCUCAUGCAACCAGUGAUAGUGGCUCAGGGCAGCGGGGCGUCCUCCUCGGCCUCCUCUUCUGUCAGCAGCCAGGCGACCUUCAGCAACAGUGCUUCCGCCUCCCCUCCCACAGCCUCGGCCAGCGCUGGCACGACCAACACAGCCACCACCGCAGCAGGGGGCAGUUCAGCUGGUGCCCCCGGAGGGCCCGUCCCCUCAGGCCAGCCUCCUACGGCUGCCGCUGAGCUCCAGUUCUCUCAGCUGUUGGGGAACAUCCUUGGAGCAACAGGCUCCAGCAUGGCAGAAGUGGCCGGCGUGGGGUCCCCCACCAUCACCGUGGCCAUGCCAGGGGUCCCUGCUUUUCUGCAAGGCAUGACAGACUUCCUUCAGGCAACACAAAUGGGGGCUGCUCCCCCACAUCCUCCUGAGCAGGCUCCACCUCCACCACCGCCAGCGGCCUCCCCACCUCCACCAUCACCUCCCCAUUCGGCUCCUCAGAGCGGAGCGGAGGUUCCGUCCUCUGGCAUGGGAGGCGGCGGCGGCAGUGUUCGUGGUGGUGCCUCAGCUGAUGCUUUGCCUCCAGAGUUCUUCACCAGCGUGGUCCAAGGGGUCCUGUCCUCCAUGAUGGGCUCGCUCAGCGCCCAGCAGGGCAGCACUGAGAGCAUUGCUGACUUCAUCCAGCGCCUGAGUGGCACCAGCAACAUCUUUGAGCCGGGCACUGAGGGGGCCCUGGGCUUCUUCGGAGAUCUGCUCUCCCUGAUCUGCCAGAACUUCUCCAUGGUCGACAUGGUGAUGCUGCUGCAUGGGCAGUUCCAGCCUUUGCAGCGGAUCCAGCCCCAGCUCAGCCGCUUCUUCCGGGAGGAGUACCUGCACGGCCAGGAGCCCACCGAGCGCAAUGUCCGGAUGGCCACUUACAACUUGAUUAACGGCUUGGAGGAAUACAUCCGCGAGAGCUUUGCUUCUGUCAGAGUCCAGGAUGGCGUUGACAUCACUCGCUCUAACCUGGAGUUCCUGCAGGAGCAGUUCAACCGCAUUGCUACUCACAUCCUGCACUGUGCUGACAACACCUUUGGCUACCGGCUGUUGGAACUGUGCAACCAGGGCCUGUUUGAGUGCCUGGCACUGAACCUCUACUGCUUGCGAGGGGAGCAGGCGGCCCUGACAGCUGUCAUCAACGACCGCAUUAGGCGGAUGUCGGCAGACAUGAACCCUUCUCUGGUGAGCUGGCUCACCACCAUGAUGAGCAUGCGGCUGCAGGUCAUCCUGGAGCACAUGCCUGUCACAGAGGAACAGAUCUUGCAAUACGUCCGCAGAGUGGGCGAUCCCCCACAGCCCGUUCCUGAAGAGCCCAUGGAUCUCCAGGCUGUUGAGCAGCCUUCUGAAACCCUACAGCGCGACACGGCGGCGUCUCCCGCUCCGGCCACCACGGCAGAAGAGGCCAUGCCCCAGCAGCGAGGGGAGCCGGAACACGAGGAGCCGCAGCAAGGAGAGCCCCCAGCCCCCGACGCAGAACCCUGGGCUGCUGCUGUGCCCCCCGAGUGGGUGCCCAUCAUCCGGGAGGACAUCCAGAGCCAGCGCAAACUCAAGCAGCAGCCUCCCCUCAGUGAUGCCUACCUGAGCGGCAUGCCCGCGAAACGGCGCAAGACAAUGCAGGGUGACGGGCCCCAGCUGCUCCUGUCAGAGGCGGUCAGCAAAGCUGCCAGAGUAGCCGGCGUGAAACCCCUGACGAGUGCCGAGAGCCUGAACAGAGACCUUGCUGAACCGGCACUGCAGGAGAGCUACCGGCAGCAGCUGAAAUCAGACCUGCAGAAGCGGCUGCAAGCUGAUCCGAGCUUCACUCCCCAGCGGUUCCCCAAUGCCCAGCAGGCCUUUGUGGCCGAGGACUCAUAAUGGCUGCUGCCCAAACCCUCCAGGGUCAGAGGCACACGCUGGGGCUUGCCUCUUUGCCCCUGUGCACGACAGACAACCACUCCCCUCUCAGGCCAAAUAUUUAAGUUCCUUCCCACUUUCUCUCUCCCCACCGCCACGUCCCCUCUGGUUGCUGUGACCUUUCUCUCCCAGUGGAGUGCCCAAGUUGCUGCUGAAAUCCGUCAAUAAAGCCACUUGUCCGGGG